Messenger RNA from Amborella trichopoda, 2118 nucleotides. Its product is annotated as Translation elongation factor EF1A/initiation factor IF2gamma family protein. The record is from RefSeq and is a predicted model, not a curated record. NCBI's taxonomy places the organism in Eukaryota, Viridiplantae, Streptophyta, Magnoliopsida, Amborellales, Amborellaceae. Gene Ontology annotation, molecular function: GTPase activity; GTP binding.
CCAGCCUUUCCUAUGGUGUUUUGGUGCGCCUCUCUUUACUCAGUAUAAGAAUAGGGAUUAGCGCUUAGCGUGGGAUCUCUCUCUCUCCUACUUUCUCAGCCCUAUCUCGGUCUAAGCUUCUCUCUCUCCUGCUUUCUCAGCCCUUUCUCUCUCUAAGCUUCUCUCUCCUGCUUUCUCAGCCCUUUCUCUCUCUAAAGGGCGCACAGAUCCACCGCCAUGGAAGAGGUCCGAGAGCAGCCCAACUCUGGACCAGGAAACCUUGUGGAUGGCGAACCUGAUGACUGGAGUAAGGAAGUAGACGCCUUGGAAGAGGACCACCAACCGUCUUCUGCAGAUCCAUCCAUGGAUACGCCACCUCCUCCUCAAGAUAACAACGUUGAUAUUCAGUCAAGCUUACAGACAUUAACAUUGCAGGAUUCUGAACCGAAAGUGCAAGAUAUGGAGAUGUCUGCUGCGGGAGGGCAGGAAGUGAUGCAGGACCCAGAACUGACCAAGAAACGACACCUGAAUGUUGUUUUCAUCGGCCAUGUUGAUGCUGGUAAGUCAACAACGGGAGGGCAAAUACUUUUCCUCAGUGGCAUGGUUGAUGAUAGAACAAUCCAGAAAUAUGAGAAAGAGGCGAAAGACAAGAGUCGAGAAAGUUGGUACAUGGCAUACAUCAUGGACACAAAUGAAGAAGAGCGUAUAAAGGGAAAGACAGUGGAGGUUGGACGAGCACAUUUUGAAACAGAGACUACACGAUUUACAAUUUUGGAUGCUCCGGGACACAAAAGUUAUGUUCCAAAUAUGAUAAGUGGUGCAUCCCAAGCAGAUAUUGGAGUUCUGGUCAUAUCGGCCCGCAAAGGUGAGUUUGAAACUGGAUAUGAAAGAGGAGGGCAAACACGGGAGCAUGUUCAACUCGCUAAGACAUUGGGGGUUUCUAAAUUGCUAGUUGUUGUUAAUAAGAUGGAUGAUCCAACAGUGAAUUGGUCCAAGGAAAGGUAUAGUGAAAUAGAGUCAAAGAUGACACCAUUUCUAAAAUCUUCGGGCUACAACGUGAAGAAAGAUUGUCAGUUUCUUCCAUUAUCUGGUCUAUUGGGUUCUAACAUGAAAACUAGGAUAUCAAGUGAUGUAUGUAACUGGUGGAAAGGUCCGUGUUUGUUUGAGGCCUUGGAUUCCAUUGAGGUUCCUCUACGGGAUCCUAAAGGUCCUCUCAGGAUACCGAUAAUUGACAAAUUUAAAGACAUGGGAACAGUAAUUAUGGGCAAAAUUGAGUCUGGCAGCAUCUGUGAGGGUGAUAACUUAUUGAUUAUGCCCAAUAAGGCUCAAGUCAAAGUGCUUGCUAUUUUUUGUGAUGAAAAUAGAGUAAGAAGUGCAGGGCCUGGUGAAAAUGUCCGUGUUAGAUUAUCAGGCAUUGAGGAAGAGGAUAUAUUGGCGGGGUUUGUCCUUUCAAGUGUUGCGAAGCCAAUAUCUGCAGUUUUUGAAUUCGAUGCCCAGUUACAAAUCUUGGAGUUGCUUGACAAUGCUAUUUUCACUGCGGGUUACAAGGCAAUAUUACACAUUCAUUCAGUGGUUGAAGAGUGUGAGAUUGUUGAGCUGUUGCAACAAAUCGAUCCAAAAACAAGAAAGCCGAUGAAAAAGAAAGUACUAUUUGUGAAAAAUGGAGCAAUCAUAGUUUGCCGUAUUCAGGUGAAUAACAUGAUUUGUGUUGAGAAGUUCUCUGAUUUUCCCCAGCUUGGGAGGUUUACCCUUCGUUCUGAAGGGAAAACUAUUGCGGUUGGCAAAGUUAUUGAUCUUCCUAGUUCAGGAAGUUCAACUUCUUCUGCAGUUGUCUAGGCCUAAAAGGUGGAGUUGGAUGGCUUGAUAAAGAUUACAGAGCUCUUCUUCGCCUCGAGGUUUUGAGAGUUGAUGUGAAGUUAGGAGGUUCUCUCGUGACGAGUGUUUAGAGUUUUUUCACCUUAUGCAUGUUGUCACAUUCGACAACAUUUAUGAACGUUACUGUAACGAUCAUAUGAUUUUGAUUUGUGGCCGUUUAUACAAUGUCUGAAUCUUAUUUGUGUCAGAUUUUUCAUUUUUUGAUUAAUAGAAUACCUAAUUUAUGCUAUGAACAUCAGAAAAGAAAAGAAAAAGGUUUAAGAA